Messenger RNA from Chinchilla lanigera (long-tailed chinchilla), 9092 nucleotides. It is a transcript of the gene Tmod2, whose product is annotated as tropomodulin 2 (neuronal). The transcript is spliced from 10 exons. Gene Ontology annotation, cellular component: striated muscle thin filament; myofibril. Gene Ontology annotation, molecular function: tropomyosin binding. Gene Ontology annotation, biological process: myofibril assembly; pointed-end actin filament capping; muscle contraction. Bases 667 to 1722 code for a protein of 351 amino acids. Lineage: Eukaryota; Metazoa; Chordata; Mammalia; Rodentia; Chinchillidae. The record is from RefSeq and is a predicted model, not a curated record.
GCUGCUGGGUUCCUGCGCUGUGUUGGGCCGGAGCGGGUGAAGCCAGGGGCUGUGCCCCCCGCUGGCCUGAGCUGUCAGGGGUGGGGGGACCCCCAAAAGUAGCCGGAGGGAGACGCGGAGGGAGAAGCGGGCGCAGGGCCAGCCCCUCCGGGUGGCUUAGCAGGGCCCUGUGUCAGAAAGGGGGUCGGGGCCAAGGCCCCGGUGCAGCCCCCAGCACCGCCGAGACGGAGCUGGGAGCAGGAUCUUGCGUUCUUUCCAAGUAUUUUGCCGCACAUCCCUGCGGGAGAAAGAGACCUGUGCGAAGGGACCGCGAGGCCAGCGCCUCGCGGAGAGCCGGCCGUUCAGAGAGCAGUGCUUGCGCGGUCAGUGCCGGGGCGAGUGCGCCGCACAGCCCAGAGGGCCGAACGUGGCUGUGGAAGGCGGCGGGACAGCGGGGCUCCCGCGGGCCGUGCUGGGCGGCGCUCGGCGGCUGUGGCCCUCUUAGCUGCAGGGCUGUGGAGGAGUCUGCCCUCUCUGGAGAAGUGGGCGUCAGAGGCAACGCUCACUGCGUGCACAGCUUUCAGCGGGUUCAGAGCGCGUGACAGGAGGCAGGAAGGGGCACUCUGAAGCUCAGGAAGCCGGCCCUCAGUGGGGGGACACAGUCCCCGAGAAAGGCACGAGGCAGCCAUGGCCCUCCCCUUCCAGAAAGAGCUGGAGAAAUACAAGAACAUCGACGAGGACGAGCUCCUUGGCAAGCUCUCUGCGGAGGAGCUGAAGCAGUUGGAAAAUGUUCUCGAUGACCUAGAUCCUGAGAGCGCCACGCUGCCCGCUGGGCUCCGGCAGAAAGACCAGACGCAGAAGGCGGCCACCGGCCCGUUCGACCGCGAGCACCUCCUCAUGUACCUGGAGAAGGAGGCUCUGGAGCAGAAGGAUAGGGAGGACUUCGUGCCCUUCACUGGAGAGAAGAAAGGGAGAGUCUUUGUCCCCAAGGAAAAGCCUGUGGAAACUCGGCAAGAAGAAAAAGUGACCCUGGACCCGGAGCUGGAGGAAGCUUUGGCCAGCGCCUCAGACACAGAGCUCUACGACCUGGCAGCCGUCCUUGGAGUGCACAAUUUGCUCAACAAUCCCAAGUUUGAUGAAGAAACAACCAACGGCAAAGGCGGCAAGGGGCCUGUGCGGAACGUGGUGAAAGGGGAGAAGGUCAAGCCGGUGUUUGAGGACCCUCCCAACCCCACCAACGUGGAGGUCAGUCUGCAGCAGAUGAAGGCCAACGACCCCGGCCUGGAGGAAGUGAACCUCAACAACAUCAAGAACAUUCCCAUCCCGACGCUGAAGGACUUCGCGAAGGCGCUGGAGACCAACACGCACGUGAAGAAGUUCAGCCUGGCCGCCACCCGCAGCAACGACCCCGUGGCCAUCGCUUUUGCAGAUAUGCUGAAAGUGAACAAGACUUUGAAAAGCCUGAACAUAGAAUCCAACUUCAUCACGGGCUCGGGGAUCCUGGCCCUGGUGGAGGCGCUGAGGGAAAACGACAGCUUGACAGAGAUCAAGAUCGACAACCAGCGGCAGCAGCUGGGCACAGCCGUGGAGAUGGAGAUUGCGCAGAUGCUGGAGGAGAACUCGAGGAUCCUCAAGUUUGGGUACCAGUUCACCAAGCAGGGGCCGCGCACCAGGGUGGCAGCUGCCAUCACCAAGAAUAACGACCUGGUUCGUAAGAAAAGGGUUGAAGGAGAUCGAAGGUAAACAUCCACUGGAAGAGGUGAAAUUUCACCACGGAGCCAUUUGAAAGCAGAUACAAACUCCUCUCCUUCUCCGAGGGACCAUUCCAUCAGCGGCUGUUCAUUUCCGUUAACCACAUGACUAAUGAUUUCACCGCUGUGUUUCACCGCUAUGUACUUACUUACCAGGAUUCUGCCGUGUGUACAACGUUCUUCUUGCUCCCGGGCUCCUCUGGCACCUGCCCAAAUGGACUGAUGCAGAUGUUAGAGUGACACCGUGACUGUGAUUUUAACCACUUCAUACUGGGUCACCCUUGCUUUCUUAAUGAACUUUUUUUUAAUCACUGAAAGGCGUUCAGUUGAGAAUCCAUGUUUUAACUGAUUACAUAGAGGCCUACCUCUGUUUACACGCAAAGCUUCGAGUUAGGCUCAAUAUACGCAAAGUGUUCUGCUUAUCACGUGAGAAGUUAGCAUUGCCAAUCUUCCUCUGGGUGAGAAAACGUGACCCAUUGAGCACAAAUCCUCUAUCUAGUUGUAGAAAAAUCCCCAAAUGCACAUGCCCAGCUGAUGACGUAUCAGCGGGGUUGUCUUGUAUGGCUUUAUGGUUAGUGUGACAAGGUUACAGGAUGAAAAGCGGGCCUUUGGGUUCCUUGUGUAGAUUUUUGUCCACAUGAUCCAUCCAGACGUUUACAGACAUCAAGGGAAAUAUGAAUUGUCACUUGUCCAGAUGUUUGUCAUCUCAGAGAUGGAGCCUGUGGAGAUGGGACCGAGGUGAUUACACCGAGGCGCGCAUGGGCCUUUGCGCGGAACAUGCGGCACGCAGGGAGAAGGAAGGAAGCAGCACACAGCACGGGCUCCAGGCAGUCGCGGGGACCUGGAUCCUGCUGAGGCCAGCUGCUGUCCCCAUAGUGCUCUCCCUGCCUGGGCUCCCCUCCCUCUGCUCUUCCCCCCUCUUCAUUUUAACUCUUCUGUCCCUUCCCCUCUCUUCUGAGCCUGCUAAAGAUGACAUCCCUUGUGCCAGGGACACCCAGAGCUAAGGAGGUGACUGGCGCCUCAGAGGGGGCACAGUCCAGAAGAGACGUAGUCCCCAAGCGUCCUGAGUGACUUGGUAGCAGCGAGGGGCGAGAGGAAGCGCGGCCCAUGGAGCCUUUGGCAGAGCCCUCUGUAAAGCGGACAUUUACUUGUACCGUGAGUAGUACUCAGAUGUGUGCCUUGAGGGUGGGUCCUUCCAGUAGCUCAUUUUCUUGAGAAUUUUGUACAUUCUUGAGGACACAGUCAACAGAACAUUCUGACAUUUUGAAACCCCAAAUUGUUUAGUUCACCAGCACAUUUUCUCGUCAGUCUUUAAAAGACAUAAAUACUGUUUGGUGAUUUUUUUUUUAGUUGACUUUGUCUUCUGUCAGACUCAACUGCUGGUGGCUUGGUUUUCAGAAGUUUGCGCACUAAGUUGCUCAACACAACUUGUUUUGUUUUUUUUUUUUGGUGGCGUGGGGGGAUGUGAGCCAAGACCUCACACAUGCGAGACAAGCACCCUACCAGCAGGCUGCAUCCCCAGCCCAACACGGCCUUUACUAAAAAUUGAAUGAUACGCACUUGAAAUUAAAAACUGGUAUUGGAGGCUGAGGCUAUAGCUCAGUGGCACAGCAUCUGCCUCGCAAGUGCAAGGUCCUGAGUUCGAUUGCUGGUACCCACACAUACACACACACACAAACUGAUACUGAAGACAAUAGUAAUAAAUACUCAUGAAUAUUCCCUUUUACUGCUUCCCAUGUUUUGAGAUACCCACAUCUGUUGUGUCUGCAGGUGGAAAUACCACCUACAAGUGCUGUGUCACGGCUCUGCAGUAGGAGUAUUCAUACCUGGUGAAAUUACUGAUGUGUUACAAGUUGGGAUGUUUGCCCGCUCUAGAUUGCUGGUUUAUCCGCAGUCAUCUGGGUGCUGGGUGAAAGGGAUACAGCUUUUAAGUCCAUCCCUUUGGGUUGCCUUGUUGCCAGUGGGAUGUUGUUUCCCCUGCAUCUCUUUCUUCCCUAUUCUCCUGCAUUUGUUACCGAGGUCCUUGAGUGCUGAGUUCCUGAUGGGCUCAGCUCUGCCUUUCCCUUCCCACUCACUCUUCCUGGACAAGGCUUGGCAAAAAGCAAGGAAAAUACUUCAGCAUUGGAUCAUGGCUAUUUCAUCCACAUAAGCAAUGGUUGAUAGUGUUAACGCAAGUGAACAGGACCAGGAUGUUGUAAACCUACAGCACUGUUUUUAGCUUAUAAAAUAGUUGGGUCAUAUAUAGUAGAGUUUAUGAGAUCAAAUAUUUAUUACUAAUCACUGUGUCUUGUUAUUACCUGUGUUUGUAAAGUAGCCUGACAGGUGACUUUCCAUGCAUGUUUGCAUAUUGAAGAUGACUAUUAGAAGAUAAACUUACAUUUUGGGGAACCUAUCAAAUCAUUUAAUUAUGCCUUCAUCUCCCAUCUGCCCAAAGCAAGUGAGAGGAAGCUCACUCCUGAUGAGUAGCGUGGGGCAGAAUGUAAAUAUCUUUAUGUGUAUAUGUUUUGCUCAGUAGUUUGUUGGGACAUUUGGCAAUACCUGGACAAGCGAUGGCAGAGAGAGUGUGUCCCCAUAUCCACCCCUCCCCGCUGUAGAGUAGUGCGGUAAAAUCACUCCCCUGGACUUGUUACCCACGCCUGCCCCAGCAUACAGUAUGUGGAAGAUAAAUCUCUGAAAUCUAGGAAUCGUAGGAUGAUGCAGCCCUGGAUUCCCUAUCUGCCUGAAGCUUUCUGUGGAAGCACUCAUCCUUACGAGCAUGAGUCAACCCCUGGCGUCGUCUUUGGCCGGCAUGAUGUAAAUACCUGUGUCUGUGUGUCUGUGUGCGUGUGUACUGUCAGAUGCCCAAGUAGGCAUCUGGCUACAUCUGGACACUUGAUUGAAGGGAGAUGUUCUCUCCCAGGUCCUCUUUCCCUGCCCUCUGUCGGGUCACUGCAGACUAGCAGCGACUCCCUGGAGUCUGUAGUUUGUCCCCAGCCCCCAUAUCUCACAGCUGCAUGGAGAACAACUCUUAGGAAAUAAAUUAGCCAGGGAUAUAGCUCAGCGGCACAAGCGCCUGCCUGGCAAGUGCAAGGUCCUAAGUUCGAUUCCCGGUACCAAAAAAAAAAAAAAAAAAAGGAAAUAAAUUAGAAGCUAGAAGUCAUCUCAUUGUUCCAGCAUAAAAUUUUCCCAUCUGCCUAAAGUGUGUAGCAUUUCACCCUCAUCAGCACGACUCAGCCUCCACCUGCCACUUCUGGGGCAUGCUGUAGACAAAUACUUCGUACAUAAAGAUCAGCAAGUACUACCUUGAGGCAGCUGGCUCCCUCUGGACCACCGAGUGAAAGGAGACCUCCCUCCCAGCCUUCUUCCUCACCCCUCUUGGGGCCUAGAGGGGCCCACGCAGUUCACCCACCUUUUGGCUCAUGCUUGCCAGGCAGGCACUCAUGCUGCUGAGCCAUAUGCCCGGCCUCAUCUUCCAAUAACAACGGUCUCCUGUUAAAUCCCAGAGAGCAGCCCGUUCCUUGAGGGAAGCCUGGCACGGCAACCCAAAGAGCGCUUCCAGUUCCCCCAUCCCCCAGCAUGAGGGAAGCCACUGUCCCCCCAUCACUGCCUUGAGAACAGUUUUGAUGCUCGAAACCUCAAACCUUUGUGAAGCAUCCGCGAGAUCUCAGAUUAACACAGUCUCGAGAAAGUUACAAAAGCAUCCGCAGAUUCUUCCUCUCGCCUGGGUGUGCUCAGCCCUCUCCUAGGUACUUCAGAGGAGACAGAGGGACAGAAUUCUGGCUUGAUGGAUUUUCUAUGUGCUUGGGGGUUUAGGGGUGGGUGGAGUGGCGUUUUGCAAAGUCGAUGCCCUCUAGAGUUUGAUUCGGUGGCUGUGGCGUUCGUGGGCAGAGGACAGGAGGCUGCGAGCGCAGGUUUCUGUGGUGCGUGGCCUGCGCGGGGUUCUGGAGUCCGGUUGGAAGUCACGAUCCUGAGCUUCCUUCCCCACUUCCCCACUUUCUCUGAUGACGUGGUGAGCGCUGUCUCCCCUUCAGUGGGCAGAGAACCAAGAGGGGAUGGCCUGGGCUGCCGUCCCUGGUGGGCCCCCCACCGCCCUAUUGAUCCUCACCUCUGCCCUGCCCAGCCUAAAGGACCGAGACACACAGGAAAGGUGUGGGGGUGCUGGCAGCACCUAGCCGGGCCCAGCGGAGGGACAGCUCGUGGUCAGCCUCCUGGGUCCACCUGGCCGGAGGAAAGCACCCAGAGCCCCAAGGAUACAUGCACUGUGUUCUUGGUCCCCGGUCGAGACCGGAUGGGUUUUGCUGCGUGGCUGUGGAGCCCAGUGAAGAGAGCAGGCUGGCUGAGGAGGAGGGAGGAUGGGAGUAAAGAUUUACAUUGGUUUCCUGAGCUCCACACCCCUGCCUCUUUUCCAAAUGCUCGUAAGGGCAGUGAUUAAACAGCCAGGAGACAGCUUCACACAUUUUCAGUUUGGAAGCUGACCCUGAGCACUGCUCUAAUCGCAGGACGUGUGGCAAGACUUAGGCCAGUGUAGGACUUGCAAGAAGGUAAAGGACGGGGCUGAAGACCGAGGUAGGCGAGAGUAGCCAGCUCACCAGGCGUCCUGCGGUGCCUCACCCACGGCAGUCCUUCUGAGGACACUGGCUCAGCUAGUGGGGGUGGCAAAGGGCACCACACCGACAAAUGGAGACACUGAUCCCUCGGACCCUAAUCCCAUCCCCAGCGCUUAGCAGGGAUACGAUCGUGGACAGUUCAUUCAGUUGCCUCCAAUUAUAGACUCUCCGGGGGGCAAGCCCUGGGUUGGGGGUCAGGAGACCUGGACGCUUGACUCCGCGCUUUCCUGGCCUGGUGGCUUUGGUAAGCUGCCUGCUGUCACAGGCCUGAGUUCCUCAGCUGUAAAUGGGAAUAAUAUCUUCACUAACUACCUCAGAGAGCUGUGGUGAGACUGUAAUCAGAUUAUUGGAUGACAGCGCUAUAUAAGCUAGACAGCACUGAGCAAAAGUGGGAGAUCCUUGUUAUUCUCAACUCCUCGGUGUGUUCCACUGCCCCCGAAUCCGCUUUAUUCUGAGCAACAGUGACAUCUUCCACAUCUUGUGGAGUAGGGGGAGUUGAAGCACGGUGUGAUGGAGAGACGAGGAUUAUUUCACUCACACCCCAGAGGGGAGAGAGGGGUGGACAGUGGGUGUUACGUGCCAGGGUGUACAGGAUGGGGUGUUCUGCUACGCUGUGUGGACAGUACCUUGACCAGAAUCCUUGCAGAGGGCUUAGGGCUGCACACAGGAGGAAGCAAGCGGAGGCUGAGUUGAGAGGAGGCUCUGGGGUGCUGCUACCUUCUGUCGCCCCUGCAGUGAGGGAGGCAAAGUCCUAAGGUAUCCCUGGAGGCCUAGGAAAGAUGAGUGUCCCAGCGCUCCAAGAAUCGUCAUGCCUGCACAGCGGCGGUGUGACAGGUGCUAGCUGAGAGAGAAGGGAGAGAGUGGCACCUGCCAUGACCAGCAGGCCAGGGCAGCAGAGACCCUCACCAGCAACCUCAGCCCUGGCCGGCAUUAUGUCUGCUAAGGAAGGAAGGGAUGGAAGCAUGGCCUGCGGCCUUUCCUCAACCGUUGGAGGCAGGGACUGUGUCUCGGCAAUCUUCGUAUCUGUAGUACCAGCUAGUAAGGUGCCUUGUCCAUGGUGCUUAAUAAAUAUUGCUUGGACUUGGUUGGCCUCCGAUCCCACAAGAAUUAUGCUCCAUUCGCCGCCAGGUGAUACUUUUGGAAAACGACGCUGAUGAGGAGGAUGCCAGCUGUCUGAGGCUUUGGGCAGGCCCUCGUCCGCCCGGUCUUGCUCUCCUCUGUGAGUGGAGUGCAUGGUCUCCCAGCCCCUCCCACCUCCCAAACAUGCAGCCUGUGAUUCCGAGUCGUUCGCACUGCCUCUGGCACGGGCGUCAGUGCUCCCAGCAGCUUUGUUGUCUUUGGCUCUGGGUUUCUCAGAAAGGAUGGGUUAGGGCUGGGAUGUCGCUCAGGACAGAGCUGGCCUCACAGGCGCAGGCUGGGUCCUUAGCUCUGAAAAAUGAAAAAAAAAAAAAAAAGUUGAGGGGGGAUGGGAAACCAGACAGGAUAUUUUAAAAUAUAUUCUAUUUUUCUCCCUAGAAUCAGUGGGGAAAGAGGUGGAAAUGCAGAGAGAUGCUGAGCUAGCACAGCAGGUUCUCCGUAAAUUCUCUCUGUAAAUUCGUGCGCAUGCGCGUUUUUGAGCACAGCCAAACUGCUGGCAGAGAGCAGCGAGCCACGCCGCCCUGAGCAGCCACCCGGGACAGAAACCUUAAAUGCGGGUAGACAGGAACUGCCCUAUGGUGAAAUGAGAUGCACAGAACAUAAGCUUUUAAAGGGAAUUUUAUUUUAGUACCAAAUGUUGCCAGUGACAAUCUUUAGUUAAGAAAGAAAUUAUUCUGACCUAAAAUUCUAAUCCUUGCCACUUGGUUUUUAAGGGGGAAAAACUAUAUACAUGGAAAAUAAUAUUUAUAUUUUAAUUAAACUUUAUCUUAACUCUGUUAAGUUCAUUUUUUCCAGGAAAUGAAUAAGCAGCAUUUUUUUCUUUGCAUUUAAACAUGUAAAAUACUUGCAUGCCAGCUACCUGUAAUAUAUUCCCAGUUCAGAUGCCUGUUACACGUGACCUCCUGUGUAUUUUCUGUGUAUUGUUUUGACGAGAACAAAAGAAGUCAUACUUUAUAAACUGCAAAUGGUUUAAACUUGUAUUGGCUUUGGGCUGGGGAUCUAGCUCAGUGGCACAAGCGCCUGCCUGGCAAAUGCAAGGUCCUGAGUCCGAUUUCCGGCACCAAAAAAACCCAAACAAACAAACAAAAAAAUAAACUUAUAUUGGCAGCAUCCAUUUGGCUAAGCGGUUAUUGAGGGAAAAAAUCUACAUGGUUUUAUUUUUCUUCUGAAACUGUUCCAUCAAAGCUAGCCAAUGGGUUAGGAAUUAAAGACUGAUUUGCCAGGGCUGGGGAUACAGCUCAGUGGUAGAGCACUUGCUGAUUCCCCUGGGUGCAAUCUCCAGUCCUGGAAAAGAAAAAGAGAAAGAAAAAGAGAAAAAGAAAGAAAGACUAACUUGCCUUUUAAAGGUGAAGUUGAACAUUUGUGGUAAAUAAAUGUGUAAAAAAGCAGAUUAUAUGACAUGUAAAAUAUUAUUACCCUGAUAACCUGAUAAUAAGGUCUCGGGUUGGCCCAGAAAGGUGCAGUUUUUGGCCCCUUGGAAUUAGCCCCAGACCUAAUGCUAUGUCAGUGUAAAUUGUUUUAAUUAACCAAGCUCUUUCUGCUUUCAAAGAUGUAACGUAUUCACUUGUGUCUGGAAUGAGGUUUCUAAAGGAAGAUGUAAAAACCAUUGGGAAUGAAUAAACUCUCCUUCAAAAGUGAA